Messenger RNA from Mytilinidion resinicola, 2009 nucleotides. RefSeq lists its product as uncharacterized. The record is from RefSeq and is a predicted model, not a curated record. Lineage: Eukaryota; Fungi; Ascomycota; Dothideomycetes; Mytilinidiales; Mytilinidiaceae. The transcript has 7 exons. The coding region runs from base 374 to 1528 and encodes 384 amino acids.
GAAAUUCGAUGGCAUUGCAAGGGACAUUGACGGCAUCAAACUUCUUCUGCAGCAGCUCAACGUCACUCCAGAUGAGAUCCAGCCUGAAGACGGCUCUAUAAGGCAUCUCAAUCAAGCUGAUUUGGUGAAGCCUCUAAUCGAACAUCAGCCUGCACCCGCAUCGGUUGGCGAACCUUUAUGGGGCCACUCGACUCACAUCAUCGAAUUUGUCAAAGCUGUUGUAGAAGAUACAGGCUCCAGAGAUGUCGGGCCUGAAGCGACUGAAGUGCUUUCAUCAUUGGAAAGCUUAGUACAGGCUCUGGAAGACCCUGCUGCCGUUCGCGACUUGUCUUUUCCAGAGGACAACGUCGCAAAUUACCAGGUCAAGCCUCCCAUGCCCCCCUUGGAGGCGGUCAUGGCGAUCUGUCGAAAGGUGUACUUCGCUGUAGAUGAUUAUAGUGAAUGGGACCUUAUCCCCGCCAAUGGGUACCUCUCCUACAUAUUCUCAGAGCAUGUCAUCAACUUCCACAGCGCUCUUUCGCGGCUCCCACUUCUGUUACCAGCAUCCAUGGAGGUCAUUGCGACAUUAACGCUUGGAGUACCUACCACAGAUCUCUGCCAGACGCUGAGAUAUCAUCGCCGUCACUCCCGAGGAGGAACUGACCAACCCCUACGAGCUUCCCAAGAAUGUCUGUUUUGGACGGUUCAUAGAAUCGAGAAAGGGCUUUCGCUUCGACUUGGCCGACCAUCCAACAUUCACGACGCUGAAAUUACGUUAGAAAUGAACCCGGAUGAGCCACGGCAUACUAAGGUUGCAAGUAUUCAGGAAAGAGCCUACGACCAACUGUACAGCCCAGCGGGCCUAUCUCGACCAGAUGAGGAACGCGAAACGAUCAAAGAAACACACUCCGAGGUUCUAGGUGUUACCAAUCAGCCCAACGGUAGUGAAAUAGACCAAAUGCGAGUCGUGUGGCUGCAGUGCGACAUGGUUUGCCAAACUUCUUUACUGGCUUUGAUUCUCAGGGCCAUCCCCGCCGCUCGAAGCUCCCCAAGCGGUGUUUCAGACGACUGUGUUGCUGUCGCUCGCGACGCUCUGGAAAUACACGAGCAAUGUAUCAUGUGCGUACGUGGCUGCAAAAAUGACCCACUCAUGGAAACGAAAUAUUUCAACUGUAUCCUGUUUACCUGCGCUGUCCAGCUUUUGGAUGUCGCCGACCUAGACCGCUUGAAUCGCUUCGCAGUCUCGUUGCAGCCUGACGCAGCUUCCCCGGAGUCGGCCACGCACCCAUAUCGAUUGUAUAAGCUUCUCUGCCAGGCUAUAGGGCUCUACUUCGGUUCAAACAGUUCUUCUUCGCCCGUAAACCCGACCUUAACCCACAAUCUGAUAGAUUCUGUGGACGAGUUUGACUUCGUGGACUACGGGAUAGACGUAGGGGCAACAGGAAAUGAGGCGUUAGAGGCUGGUGGUCCUCAGAUGUCUGCACUGGGUGAUUGGUUUUUCGGUAAUCAGCAGAUCAUGAGCUUUCUAGACGAGGAUGUGCUGUUUUGAUUUUCUGCGAGGACGGUCAGCUGUACAUUUCGUAGGAACGAUCGGCCGAGUCUGCAAACACCCACCGCUUGUUUUCUCUUGGGUAGGAAUCCUACGGUUUUCCAACACCUCAAGCGCAGUCAUAGCAGCUUCGCAGAUGGGAGCGGAGGCUGGUCGUGUUAGAGCUCUCCUGAGGCGGAGACGGCAGAGACGAGUCAAAGAGGAAGGCGAUAGGGCUCAUUCCGGGCAUCGGAGAAGGGCAGCAAGCGCCUUGAGUGGGUUGGGACGAGGGGCAUCCGAAUUUCAAGGCCUUGAAAGGGAUCGUGGACUAGUUGUCGCCCGUACAGAAUCGUUUGGUCCCGGAUUUCGGCAAGUGUUUCAGUGAGUAAAAGAGAGAUGGAUAAGCGUCUGGUAAAUGCCUGGUGUUGAUUCGCAAGUAUCAUUAGUAGAACCUCAUUGCUCCGCCAAAUAAUCCACACCUGCCAGCAAUCCACUUCCAGAG